CAACCCGGCCAUGUCUCCGGGGGCGGCAGCGUCGGGUUGAGCGGCCGUGCGCGCAGCGGGGAGCGCUCUCCGCCACCAUGAGGCGGCUGCCCCUGCCCUGCCUCCUCCUCCUCCUGCUGCUGCUGCCGGCCGAGGUCAGAUGUACAAUUGCUUGCAAUGAGGGUUGCAGCUCAAAAACUGUAACCGCAGAACCAGCAACCAGUAAUAAUGAUGAUUUAUCAGUAAACUCUGCAAGUGGGAACAGAACCUCUGCAGGUGGAAGAGUGAUCAGGGCUGCAUCUGAUGAGACAGGAGGAUCCAAUCCGAUUUAUGAUCUCAAGGCAGAAUCCAUUGGUAUGACUUUUGUCAUCUUAAAAUGGGUGGUGAAUGACAGCGCUUCUGCCAACUACGCAUACAGGAUAGAGGUUGUAAAUGGUACAAAUGAUACACCUGUGAAGAACCAGAUAUUCCAUGAAACCAAAGCAGAAAUUACUGAGUUAAUACCUGGGACACUGUACAUUUUCACAGUAUUUGCUGUAGCAGCUGAUAAUAAGACAGAAGGAGAGGGAAGUUCCAUAGACCUGUAUACAAGGCCCAGCCGUGUUCUUGAUCUCAAGGCAGAAUCCGUUGGUGUGACUUCUGUCACCUUGAAGUGGGUUGUGAAUGACAGCACUUCUGCCAACUACACGUACAGGAUAGAGGUUGUAAAUGGUACAAAUGAUACGCCUGUGAAGAACCUAAAAUCCAUUGAAACCAAAGCAGAAAUUACGGGCUUAAUCCCUGGGACACUGUACAACUUCACAGUAUUUGCUGUAGCAGCUGAUAAUGAGACAGAAGGAGAAGGAGUGGCCAUAGAUCUGCAUACAAGGCCCAGCUGGGUUCAUGAUCUCAAGGCAGAAUCCAUUGGUAUGACUUUUGUCAUCUUAAAAUGGGUGGUGAAUGACAGCGCUUCUGCCAACUACGCAUACAGGAUAGAGGUUGUAAAUGGUACAAAUGAUACACCUGUGAAGAACCAGACAUUCCAUGAAACCAAAGCAGAAAUUACUGAGUUAAUACCUGGUACACUGUACAUUUUCACAGUAUUUGCUGUAGCAGCUGAUAAUAAGACAGAAGGAGAGGGAAGUUCCAUAGACCUGUAUACAAGGCCCAGCCGUGUUCUUGAUCUCAAGGCAGAAUCCACUGGUGUGACUUCUGUCACCUUGAAGUGGGUGGUGAAUGACAGCACUUCUGCCAACUACACGUACAAGAUACGGUUUGUCAACGAUACAUCUAUGACGGACCUGACAUUCAGUGACACCAAAGCAGAAAUUACGGGCUUAAUCCCUGGGACACUGUACAACUUCACAGUAUUUGCUGUAGCAGCUGAUAAUGAGACAGAAGGAGAAGGAGUGUCUAUAGACCUGUAUACAAAGCCCAGCCCAGUUCUUGAUCUCGAGGCAGAAUCCAUUGGUGUGACUUCUGUCACCUUGAAAUGGGUGGUGAAUGACAAUGCUUCUGACACCUACACGUACAGGAUACGGUUUGCCAAUGAUACAUCUAUGAAGGACCUGACAUUCAGUGACACCAAAGCAGAAAUUACGGGCUUAAUCCCUGGGACACUGUAUAACUUCACAGUAUUUGCUGUAGCAGCUGAUAAUGAGACAGAAGGAGAAGGAGUGUCUAUAGACCUGUAUACAAGGCCCAGCCGUGUUCUUGAUCUCAAGGCAGAAUCCACUGGUGUGACUUCUGUCACCUUGAAGUGGGUGGUGAAUGACAGCACUUCUGCCAACUACACGUACAGGAUACGGUUUGUCAACGAUACAUCUAUGAAGGACCUGACAUUCAGUGACACCAAAGCAGAAAUUACGGGCUUAAUCCCUGGGACACUGUACAACUUCACAGUAUUUGCUGUAGCAGCUGAUAAUGAGACAGGAGGAGAAGGAGUGUCCAUAGACCUGUAUACAAAGCCCAGCCCAGUUCUUGAUCUCGAGGCAGAAUCCAUUGGUGUGACUUCUGUCACCUUGAAAUGGGUGGUGAAUGACAAUGCUUCUGACACCUACGUGUACAGGAUACGGUUUGUCAAUGAUACAUCUAUGAAGGACCUGACAUUCAGUGACACCAAAGCAGAAAUUAUGGGCUUAAUCCCUGGGACACUGUAUAACUUCACAGUAUUUGCUGUAGCAGCUGAUAAUGAGACAGAAGGAGAAGGAGUGUCUAUAGACCUGUAUACAAGGCCCAGCCGUGUUCUUGAUCUCAAGGCAGAAUCUAUUGGUGUGACUUCUGUCACCUUGAAAUGGGUGGUGAAUGACAGCAUUUCUGCCAACUACACGUACAGGAUACGGUUUGUCAACGAUACAUCUAUGAAGGACCUGACAUUCAGUGACACCAAAGCAGAAAUUACGGGCUUAAUCCCUGGGACACUGUACAACUUCACAGUAUUUGCUGUAGCAGCUGAUAAUGAGACAGAAGGAGAAGGAGUGUCUAUAGACCUGUAUACAAUACCUGUCUCAGUGCAUUCACUUCAGUGUGAACCAGUGGCCAAGCAGCCUUUCCUAAAGCUGACGUGGAAAUGUCCUUUUGGUAACAACUCUGGCUUCAAAAUUAAAAUAUCUAAUACUUCAGAGGAAGGAUUUGCUCCACGCUGCACGGUAGCAGGCUUUGAGCAAACCUUUCAAACAGCACGUUUAAAUUUUUUCAGCACCUAUAAUGUUACUAUCAUAACUCUUUCAAAUGGCCAUGGAAGCUCUCCAGUGGACAAAUUGUGUCAGACCAGCAUUACUGACCCACCUCCUCCAACUGAAGUUCCUUCAGUCAAGGCCGUCAGUCACAGCUCGUUGUCUGUCGAAUUCUCUGAUUUCGAUUCACUGAAUGGUCCAUUAGAAGCCUACGCAAUAAUGAUUACAACAGAAGAUCAAAGUUCUGAGUCUUUGAAGUCCAAAUUGAACAACACAUACAAAGAUUUCAAGCAGAAGAAGACAACAACCUAUGUUACAUAUGUCAUAAAAACAGAGCAGGCAGAAUCACUUUCUUCCCAUUCUCAGAAUGGUAAAAAUAUCAUUAAUGUAGGCAAGGGAGACACAAUGUAUGGCUAUGAAAAUGGACCAUUGAUCCCUCUUCAUUCAUACAGGGCAUGUGUUGCAGGUUUCACUAAUAUAACCUUUAUGGCCGACAUGAUUGAGGGGGAAGACAGUUAUGUAUCAUUUUCACCCUGUUCUGAACCAGUUUUACUACCCCAGGAUCCAGGUGUUAUUGCUGGAGUGGUUAUUGGAUGCCUCUUGGCUAUCUUUGCUGUAGUCGCUGUAGGGGGGUUUAUUUUCUGGAGAAGGAGAAGGAAAGAUAAAAGAAAUACUGAAGUGUCUUUUUCUCCAAUUAAAUCAAAAAUGAUUAAAGUGGAGAACUUUGAGUCAUACUUUAAGAAGCAGCAAGCUGACUCCAACUGUGGUUUUGCUGAAGAAUAUGAGGAACUCAAGUCUGCUGGUGUUCAUCAGCCCAAAUUUGCUGCUGAACUUCCUGAGAACAGGGCGAAAAAUAGAUAUAACAACGUCUUGCCAUAUGAUAUUUCUCGUGUCAAACUUUCAAAUCAAAGCUCUGGAACUGGUGAUUAUAUUAAUGCAAACUAUAUGCCUGGCUAUAACUCGAAGAAGGCAUUUAUUGCUGCACAGGGUCCAUUACCCAAUACUAUAGAGGACUUCUGGCAAAUGGUUUGGCAAAAGAGUAUCUACUCUAUUGUUAUGUUGACAAAAUGUGUGGAACAAGCCCGGACAAAAUGUGAGCAGUACUGGCCAGACAAACAACCCAAGAGCUAUGGUGACAUCAUUGUGACAAUGGUCUCAGAAUUUGUCCUUCCGGAAUGGACAAUAAGGGACUUCACUGUAGAAAAGUCCAACACCCCUGAGAGCCACACGGUGCGCCAGUUCCACUUCACCUCCUGGCCAGAUCACGGAGUGCCAGAGACAACAGACCUUCUCAUCAACUUCAGGCACCUUGUUCAUGAGUACAACAGCCAGAAUCCAGUGGACUCUCCUACUCUGGUGCACUGCAGCGCUGGCGUUGGGAGGACGGGGACGUUCAUCGCCAUCGACCGGCUGAUCCAGCAGAUGGAGAUGGAGAACACCGUUGAUGUGUAUGGAGUGGUGUACGACCUCCGCAUGCACCGACCUCUCAUGGUGCAGACUGAGGACCAGUACGUCUUCCUAAACCAGUGUGUCAUGGAUAUCAUUAAAUCCCAGAGAGAGAGGAAAACUGACCUUAUCUACCAAAAUGUGACAGCAAUGGCAAUCUAUGAAAACUUCACACCUGGGCCAGCCUUCCGGAAGUCCAAUGGCUACCACGCAUAGUCCAGAAGGAACCCAGUGCCUCCAAGGAAGUGUUACCUGCCCAUAGCAAAGGGAGGUGUCCGACUUGUGUUUUCUGGGAUUGUGUGCAGUGUCUCAUGUCUGGCUUCUCCAGUUCUGUCUGCAUUCAAAGGUGUGAUCUACAGGAGGAAAAACACAAUGCUGGCAGGAGCUGCAGACUGGUGUUAAAAAAACCCAAAUAACAAAACCGAAGCAAAACUUUUUAAAGUUAACAGAGGAAUCUUGUUUUUUCUUGGGAAUUUAACAGUACUGAUAGAUGAAAUAGCAUUCCCAGUAUGAACAGAGAACUAGAAUUUAAAUAUUAAAAUAAUAAUACAAGCUUUUUAUUACCAUUUUACAUGAUUUAAUUUACAGACACCAGGCUGAUGGGCUGUUUUGAUAUAUUUAAUUAUAAGUUUCAGGAAAAUAUUUUAUCUACUGUAUCUGGUUACUUAGUUAAUAGAUAUGUGCCUCUGUGAUCUUUUUUUCCUGUGUUCCUUUUUAUUUAAAAAAGGAGUACAAAUGGCUCCUUCAGAUGGACAUUUAUAUUUGGAAAUCGUGCCUUUUCUAGUUGCUACUCUAGGAAAACAAAAAAACAGCAGAGAUUUUAUUUUUGUACUGAAACUCUUAAUGAGAACACAGAUUUUUAAAUAAGGUUUAUGUCAAACUUAACUGUAGUUGCACUGUUGGCAGGACUCUCCAGAAGUUUGGAGGAGAACUUUUUUCUUGCAUUUCACCACAAAUAUCCCCUGCCUUAAUGUUUCGAUGCCUCUGCCAGAGGAAAAGGAGUGUGGUCUGUCACUCCGAGCUUUAACUGUAGUUAAAAACAGAGCAAGUGAAUCUGUGAAUGUGUGUGCAGGGGGGUGUGUGGGGGUGUGGAUGAAGGACAGAAUAGCUCCUCCCUGUUCCUGGCUGAUAAUCCUGUUUUGAUACAAUUUAUAAUGAAUUAUUUAAAGGUGCAAUAUAUGAUUUAUUGAAUAAUGCUCACUCUAAUAGAGUUUUUCUCAGGUUGAUGUCUUUUUAUUGUAGUUGUUUUUCCUCAAAUAUAUAAAUCUGUGAAAAUGCUGAAGCUAAGAUUCCAAGUGUUCAAGCACUCCCAAACGGAUUGACUGGCUUUACUGUUUUUACCAAAAGACAUUGCACAAAAUUCUGCUGUAAAGACAAAUUUCUCAGUUGUUUUAGCCAUUCAAAACUGAGAUACAUCUUACCUGCCUGCAUCUCACUGAUCUAGUGUAAUGAUUUUGUAAUUAUUUGCAAUAUACUGCUGCUUUUGUUUUGACUGGUCCUUUUAGAAACUGAAGGAACAAGCAGAAAUCCCCCGUUUGCUGAUUUCACAGGUCAAGGAUCAGAUUGGAUUUAUUUUGCUGGUACAUAAUUGUUAGACUUAGGAAGCCAUUACCAAUGAAGGACGUAGGUAGCUUGGGGUGAGAGGAGGGUGCGUUUUUUUGGUCUUUAGAUCGCUGCACUGGUUGCAUUGCAGUUGAAUGAGUUUUUUUAAUAAUGCUAUAGAAUAGCUAUAAAGCUGGGAAAAAAAUCUUAUGAAGGUUUAACCAGAGUCCCUUGAAUUCUGCUGCUUUUUUCUUGUCGUUGUUUUGGGUUUUUUUCUUUGUUUUAGUAGAGUUGUCAGAAAAAGCUGCAAAUGCUAGGAAUAUAUGUGGUUUUACAGUGGAACCUGACAACCUCACAGGAUCCAAUGCUAGCUGAAGGAGAACAUAGGAAUUCCUGGUGCACAACUGUAACUUUACAAAUAUCCUGAGAAAUUUUUUACAACCUGGUGUGAAACUGUGGUGUGCUGUGUGAGAAAAACUGGAGGACAAACCACAGUGCUUUAGGUUUUGGAAUUUGGUUUUGUUGUUUGUUUUUGUUUUGCUGUUUUUUGGUAUUUUGUAGCAGCCACUUGUGGGUUCCUGAAUAUAAUUUUGUUUUUCUUUUCCUAAAAAUACUUUAAAAAACCCUUAUCAUGAGGUUCAUGAUCCUGCCCAUCUCCAUCCAAACAGCCCACAAAGUGGAUCUCUCAUUUGCAUUCUUCCUAAGCUGCUGUCAGUUGACAAAGAUAAACCACUUGCACCAAACAGAACCAUUCCAAAGGAACUGGGAGGGAGGAAAGUCUGCCCUUUACAAUCAUGCUAUUUUCUUUAAGUCUCUUACUCUUUUAAUUACUGCACAUCUGUGCAGGGCACAGAGCCAGUAUUCGUUAUUCUAGGUCUCAUAAGAACUUGCUGCCUUAGGGUGGUUCUUUUGCUUCAGAAGGCCCUUGUUUUGUAUAGCAUAGAGGAGAGGGAGAUGAGUCUUCCAUGCUAGGUGAUGUUGUUUGUAUUCCGUUGCAGCAGAACAUCAGAAAAUGAGCUAGGACGGUAGGUGUUUCUGUCUAAUCACUGCCCAGAUCCUCUUACAGAAAACAAAGGAUCUAUUCCAUUAUUUUGAUGUUGGAAGCAGGCAUCAAAUUCUCACAUGUGCCAUCAUCUAAUGAGUAUCGAUUUUUUGAAGAACUGUAUGCAGGCUUUUUUUCCAAAAUGGAUGCUUUGUGAGAAGAGACUGAAUGUUGAAGUAAAUGACCUCUUGAUUCUGUGUAUGGGUGGAAAACACUGGUAAGGCCUGAACUGUUGUAAACAUAAAGUUGGGCAUAGCGUCAGUGUGAGUAGGACAUUCCUUACAGGAUGUCUCUGCAGGAAAAGAACUACAGGUAAUGCUCCACUACAUUGUGGAUCUGUCUUGGUCAAGACGAAUUGAAUUCCUGCAAAUGUUUUCUCCCUGCCCUCUGAUGUUCUCUGUGUUAUAAUUGCUGAGAUCUGUCUCUUUGGUAAGUGUUUUCUGUCACUGUUGCUUAUUUAAAGCUGUCCACUGAAAGCUCCACUGUGUGACAAUUGCAUCUGUUGCAUUUCUAUUUUACUUUUUCUUCCCAUUUAAGGGGCCUGCUUAAGAAGGGAAAAGUUUAUGUGUUUCAAAUAAGUGACUGUUGAAUAUCUUGAAAUGAUGUACAAAUUUUAUUGUUUUCAUAUUUGUUGUACAGGAAAUUUCAGUACAUGUCUGUAAUAUUUUUAAUGGUUUGUUCUUAAAAAUAUAAAAAUAGCAAUUAAAAAGCAUCAUCCU
Molecule: messenger RNA, 7382 nt
Organism: Hirundo rustica (Barn swallow)
Lineage: Eukaryota; Metazoa; Chordata; Aves; Passeriformes; Hirundinidae
Gene: PTPRJ
Product: protein tyrosine phosphatase receptor type J
Exons: 25
Coding region: 78-4295 (1405 amino acids)
Biological process (GO): protein dephosphorylation; angiogenesis
Molecular function (GO): cadherin binding; protein tyrosine phosphatase activity
Source: RefSeq, a predicted model, not a curated record